AUGGCAGAACAACGGGUUGUCAUCAUAGUAGAUGACGACAUAGACGACGAGGUACAUGGCCAAGAUAUGCUGCAAGACGUGGUGGAGAUCGAUGAUGACGAUUCCCUUGGGUCUAUCGAAGAUUUCGAAGAUGACCAAGAUAUUGAAGACCUCGAAAAUCUCAUAGAUCCUCGUCCUAACCUUGAAGCAUCGUUAGCAGAGCAGAACACCUGCAAAGACCGUGUCAAAUCUGUGUUCCCUGAUAUUUGCCUCACAUAUCUGGAUCAAAUUGUCGCUGAAAAUAAGUACAAUUCGGAUUUUACCAUUAGCGCUAUUCUUGAUCGACAGGAGAAAGGCGAAAAAUAUCCGGUUCAGUCCCGUGAUCUGAAGCGCAAGCGAGCGGAGGACGACAAUAGAGAUGUUGAGGACGAGGCUAACGAUGAGGAGGAAAAUGCUAUAAAGGCUGAAAAUGCUGUCAUAGAAGCGACCAGAAAGAAGCUGGAGCAGGUUGACUACCGUGGAAUUACUGUUAAGGAAUCAUGCUAUGCAAAUAUGGCAAAGGAUUUUUUAGCUUCUGAGUAUGUCGAAAUUUUCUACCAAUAUGCUCUUAUCACGGUCCCGAUGCCAAUGAUCAAGAACCUAUUACGCGCCAAUGGGGGAUCUAUCUUUGAGACAUAUACAAAGAUUGAUGAGGCCAUCCGCAACUGGGAUAACGCAAAACCUCCUUGGACGGAAAAACGACGGGCAUCAAGAAAAAUAGUACCGUUCUUACCAGUUCGUAUCGAGAAUCUUGACAUGAGCAACUAUAACGAAGCGCAGAAAGCAGCAAUCGACGAACUACGUGCCGCCAGGGAUUUGAAAGCCAUUAAGGACGCAGAAGUUGUUCGCAAAGCGGAAGAAGAGAAGAAUUUUGCCCAUGCAAAGUCGAUCGGCGAGGUAGUUGAGUGCGGUUGUUGUUUUGACGAAUUCCCUCUCAACCGAAUGAUCCAUUGCGAUAGCGAAGACGUUCAUUGGUUUUGUCGGAAUUGCAUGAGAUCGCAGGUGGAGACAAACAUUGGCCUGUCUAAAUAUGAAAUAUCGUGUAUGUCCAUGGACGGAUGCGAGGCAGGUUUCUCCGUAGACCAGAAAAGGCAAUUUCUCAACAAGAAGCUCCGUGUCGCUUUGGAGCGGCUUGAGCAGGAAGCUGUGUUGCGUAUGGCUGGCAUCGAGAAUCUCGAGACUUGCCCAUUCUGUCCAUAUGCAGCAGAAUACCCCCCUGUUGAGGUCGACAAGGAGUUUACCUGCGUCAAUCCGGGUUGCGAAAAGGUCAGCUGUCGCCUAUGCCGUAAAGAAACACAUAUCCCAAAGACAUGCGCUGAAGCCGCCAAUGACCAUGGUAUCGACGCUCGACACGUCCUUGAGGAGGCGAUGAGCGCAGCAUUAAUCCGGAAUUGCAAUAACUGCAAAAAUCCUUAUUUGAAGAUAAACGGCUGCAACAAGAUUUGUUGUACCAAAUGCCGUACAAUGCAGUGUUAUGUUUGUCGUCAGACUAUUAAAGACUAUCGACAUUUCGAUGAUUCUUCAAGAGGCGGAAAAAAUGGACAGUGCCCGCUAUUCGAUAAGACCGAGGAGCGUCACCAACAAGAGGUGCAGCAAGCGGAAGAGAAAGCUCGCCAGAGAAUGUUGGAGGAUAAUACUAAUAUCACCGAGGACGCGUUAAAGAUCAAUAUCUCAGAAGAAGUUCUUCGAGAUGAUCAAAAGCGUAGAAAGGGUAAUUUGGGACAAGGCGCUCCAGGUAUCCCUGCGGCGGAGUUUCUUAAUAAUAUGAACAAUCGCAUCGACCAACUCCAGCGUCUUGCGCGUGAGCGUCAAGCGGCCCAUCCCCUCAUCCAACCUCCCGCUCAACCCGUAGCCGUGGCUGGCGGUCCCCAAGCUGUUGGUCCCCAGGCUGUUGGUCAAGAUGCGGUUGGUAGGGGUCCACCCUUGUUACCCCCGAUGCAAUUACCAGCGCAGUUUCGAGUACUGUAUCAGGAAGAGUUUAACCGGCAGUUAGCAGUGCUUAGAGGUAGAGUGCCACCUGUGCCACCUGCACCUGGUGCCGUAUUGCCACCUCUAAUGCAGCCUCCUCAAAUCGGCAGACCCGUCCCUCGAGGCGCUCCUCCGGUUCUCAACCGAGGCGUACCCCAAUAUCAACCUAUGUACCAACCGGCAUAUCAGCCACCAUAUCAACCAAUACCUCAAGCAUUGCAGCAACGCGCGCUCGACAUGCUACCCCAAGAGCCUCCUGCAGAGCCUCCUGCUCGAAUCUACGGACCACCGGGUCCGUUUCACGUUAGGCAGAAUCAAAAUCACCUCCAUCGUCGCGGAUAG
Messenger RNA from Daldinia childiae, 2328 nucleotides. RefSeq lists its product as uncharacterized. NCBI's taxonomy places the organism in Eukaryota, Fungi, Ascomycota, Sordariomycetes, Xylariales, Hypoxylaceae. The record is from RefSeq and is a predicted model, not a curated record. The transcript has 5 exons. Bases 1 to 2328 code for a protein of 775 amino acids. Gene Ontology annotation, molecular function: ubiquitin binding.